AUGGUCCUUCGAGCCGGAUUACCAGCGAGAAAUCGAAGAAGAUUAUCGCCGUCUCCAGGCAAUCCGAGCGGCCAUUUUCAUCAAUCGAAGCGACGAACGACGGUUAAGGGCGAGAAGCAAAAACACUAUCUGACUAGUAGCGUGAGUAGUUCUCCGAAAAGAGAACUGAUAGAAACUUCAGUAGAUGAUGAUAUACAUGAAAAAGAACGUACGGAGUUUGAAAACAAUUACUUUUCUGUUGUUUCACGGUGUCAAACGUAUUUAGAAAAUCAUGAACAAUUUCAAACUUCUUCUGCAAUGUCUUCACACAUAGAAAACAAGGUCACUCUGAACUCUGGCUUAAAGUCACCUCAAGUAAAACUUCCCACGAUAACAUUACCAUCAUUUGAUGGAAAUUUCGAGCAAUGGCUAUUUUUUAAAGACACGUUUCAAUCUCUGAUUCAUACAGAUAAUACAAUACCAGAUAUUAAUAAGUUUCAUUACUUAAGAUUAUCGCUAAAGGGUCAAGCAUUAGACCUACUUACCUCACUUGAAAUUUCCUCAAAUAACUAUGCUGUAGCAUGGAAUCUAUUAGUAGAACGAUAUGAAAACAAGCCAUUAUUAAUUAAAAAUCACAUUAAAGCUUUGUUUGAAAUUAAAUCGGCUCUAAAAGAGGGUCAUAAAGAAUUAAGAACUAUUUUGGACGGUAUGAAUCGUCAUCUACGUGCCCUUGAAGUACUUGGUUUACCAGUAGAUUCCUGGGAUGUGAUAAUCACUUACUUAUUUUCGUUAAAACUAGACCCAGUCACCAGGCGUGAGUGGGAGUCCGAGUAUGCUAAACACGACAUUGUGACAAAACAAAUGUUUGCUAAUUUUCUGGCUGAAAAGUGUCGAAUAUUAGAAACUAUCAAUUCUAUUCCUCAACCUUUAUGUAACGCUAAUCAACAUAAUACUAGUAAGGCAAAUAAACAACACAUUAAAACUUUAUUUUCUACGCAUGUUCCUAUUUGUAGUUUUUGUAAUAAAAAUCACACAAUUUAUAAUUGUAAGAAUUUCAUUGAUCUCAACCCAUAUUUAAGGCUGCAAGAGGCUAAAAAGCACAAGCUUUGCAUAAAUUGUCUUCGUGAUAAUCAUAAAACCGAACAAUGUCGCUCUUCUCCCUGCAGAAAAUGUCAAGUAAAACACAAUACAUUAUUGCAUUUUAGCUUUAACCAUAAUGAUACAAAUCAAAACAGAAUGCCUGCUAAUUCAAAUGCUCCAUUAAAUUGCAAUGUUGCCACAUCCUCUGAAAUUCCUAAAAUCUCAGAAAAUAAUCAAACUUGCCUAUUUUCGGGUAAUUGCAUGUCCAAUCGUGUUCUUUUAUCUACGGCUUUGGUUGACAUUGCUGACAAUCAAGGUCGGAUUCAUUCAUGUCGAAUUUUAUUGGAUAGCGGCAGUGAGUCAAGCUUUAUUAGCGAAUCAUUUUGCAAAAAAUUAAAUCUUAAAACUCAACCAAUAAAUUGCACAGUGACAGGUAUUAAUCAAAAGGCUACAAACAUUUUGAAACAUACUAAAGUUAAACUACAAGCUAGGCAAGUGCCCUUUAAUAUUGGUAUCAAAUGUUUAGUAUUACCCAAAAUAGCAAAUCAAAUACCAAGUUUCUUAUUGGACGUUUCGCACAUUAAAAUUCCUCCUAAUCUAAUUUUAGCUGAUCCAUCUUAUAAUGUGCCUGGAUCUAUUGAUAUUUUGAUAGGCGCAGAUUACUUUUGGGAUCUCUUAAUGCUGGGUCAAAUAAAGCUAGGCAAACAUAUGCCUACUCUCCAAAAAACCCAAUUUGGUUGGAUUGUUUCUGGCAUGUCUCUUCCUCCAUAUGUAGAUAAUGAAAGUAACUCAGUCAUGUGUAAUUUAAGCACCUUACAACAUCUUGAGAAUCAAGUAUCAAGAUUUUGGGAAAUCGAGGAAGUUCAAAAUGUCAAAAAUCUUUCCCCCGAUGAAACAUUUUGUGAACAGUUAUUUCAAGAAACCACUCAGCAAACUUUAGAUGGACGUUUUAUCGUUCAGCUUCCACUUAAGAGGCCUGCUUCCUCUCUAGGCGAUUCCAGAGAAGCAGCAAUAAAACUACUUUUAAAUCUUGAACAACGACUAAACAAAAAUCCUGAUCUUAAAAGACAAUACUUUGACUUUUUAAAUGAAUAUAUUUCUCUUGGUCAUAUGACUCAAAUCGAUGUUUCUAGCUUGUCACAUCAAACAUGUUAUUACCUACCGCAUCAUUGUGUCAUCAAAGAUUCUAGCACGACAACCAAGCUCAGAGUGGUUUUUAAUGCUUCAUCGCUAACCACUUCUGGGUUAUCACUCAAUGAUAUUCUAAGAGUUGGGCCCACUGUCCAACAAGACCUCUUUUCAAUUGUUUUACGUGCCCGUAAGCACAAUAUAAUGAUAACCGCUGACAUAGCCAAAAUGUAUAGGCAAGUCCUAGUCAGCGAGAACCAACGUUCAAUGCAAUUAAUUUUGUGGAGAUCUGACACUAAUACUGACAUUCAAACUUUUCAACUAAAAACACUUACUUACGGAACAGCACCUGCAGCUUUUCUAUCCACUCGAUGUCUUAAAGAAAUAUCGAUAAGAUGCAAACAAUCUGAUCCUAACAUAAGUCAAAUCAUUGAAAAUGAUUUUUAUAUUGAUGAUUUAUGCUCGGGUUGCACUUCUAAGGAAGAAGCUUUUUUUAUAAUAAAUCGUAUUUCUGAUAUUCUUGCAUCUUUUGGUUUUCCUUUAAGAAAAUUCAUGUCUAAUAAUGCUGACAUUAUUUCAAGUCUAGAUUCAACCCAAACUAAAGACACAAUCUUUCGAUUCGGCGAGCCAAACGAAAAUAAAACUCUUGGCUUGCUCUGGAAUUCGGAGUCUGAUUUUUUGCAAUAUUUUAUCAAAACUUUUGAUCAAUCUAAUCCAACCAAGCGUAAAAUUUUAUCGUGUGUGUCUCAAAUCUUUGAUCCCUUGGGAUUGCUUCAACCAGUAAUCAUCAUUGCAAAGACCAUUAUUCAAAAAUUAUGGCAAUGCAAGAUUAGCUGGGAUGAAUCUAUUCCCUUAGAUCUCCAUACAACCUGGUUGAAGUUUCAAAAUAAUUUACAAGAAAUUAACAAUAUCCGAAUUCCUCGCCAUGUGUUACCUGAGAAAUUCAUCAAGGUACAGCUUCAUGGCUUCUCUGAUGCCAGUCAAAUGGCAUAUGGAGCUUGUAUUUAUAUAGUUUCUACAGAUAUAAACAAUAAAAUUCACAGUCACCUUCUCUGCUCUAAGACCAGAGUAGCUCCUUUGAAGGUUGUCACUAUACCACGACUUGAGCUUUGCGCUGCACUGCUACUAUCAGAGCUUAUGCACAAGGUCAAGAACGCCUUAGCUUUAAAUAUAGAUCAAUGCUUCUAUUGGUCUGAUUCGACAAUAGCAUUAUCCUGGAUCAGAUCCAAUCCACAACACUGGAAAAUAUUCGUGGCUAACCGUGUCAAUCAAAUUCAGUCCCUAACUGACAGCAACUUGUGGAAUUAUGUAAAUACACACGAAAAUCCCGCGGAUCUUUUGUCCCGUGGCCUUGAUCCUAAAAACCUAAUUAGUAAUACCUUGUGGUGGCAUGGGCCGCACUGGCUUGUUUCUUCUGAAGAAGAGUGGCCUACAAAAUCUUUGGAAAUUUCCAAUAUUAUUGAUGAUUCAGAAAGACGUAUAGAGAAGCCUAUCUCCUUCAUGGCCACAGCUUCUUCCUUUGAUCUUUUAGAAAGAUUCUCGACAUUAACCAAGCUUCAAAGAGUAACUGCUUACUGUUACCGAUUUUUCAAAAACUGUCGAGAACCUUGUAAAGGCAAAUGUAAAAUCGGCCACUUAGAAAUAGUGGAGCUCAAACUUGCUCUCAGUCCUCAACUAUUAUUAGCCUCUGUUAGGGAUCGAUUUUGGCCUACUUCGGGCAGAAACCUAGCUAAGCAAGUAGUAAAACAAUGUGCACGUUGCUUUCGUUUUAACGCUACUUCAGCUUCACACAUAAUGGGAAACUUACCAGACUUUAGAGUGACACAAAAUAGGCCAUUUUAUAAUGUUGGGGUUGAUUACUGUGGCCCAUUUUUAAUAAAGGAUCGUUCUACUCGAAACUAUAAAACUAGCAAGGCUUGGUUGUGCUUGUUUGUGUGUCUUAGUGUGAAGGCUAUUCACUUGGAACUGGUAUCCAGUUUAAGUACUGAAGCUUUUAUCGCGACGCUUCGUAGGUUCUUUUCGAGAAGAGGUAUAAGCGCGAAUAUUUACUCAGAUCAUGGAUCAAACUUCGUCGGCGCUAAAAAUGAAAUAUCUAAGUUUUUAUUCAAAAAUCAAAAUGCUUUGAAAUCUGAGUUUUCUCAAGAAAAUAUUCAAUUUCAUUUUAUUCCUCCACAUUCUCCCCACUUCGGUGGAAUAUGGGAGGCAGGAGUUAAAUCCUCAAAGUAUCAUAUCAAGAGAGUGCUUAAUCAGACACCUCUUACUUUUGAAGAAUUCUCAACCGUCCUCACUCAGAUUGAGGCAUGUCUUAAUUCGCGACCCCUAUACCCUUAUUCCGAGGAUCCUAAUGAUCCUCAGCCAAUCACUCCUGGCCAUUUUCUCAUAGGCCAACGCUUAACUGCUUUACCUAGUCACGAUUAUUUGGACAUAAAGGACAAUGGCCUCACCAAACUACAACGACUUCAGAAGAUAGUUCAAGGCUUCUGGAAAAGAUGGUCUAAGGAAUUCAUCUCCGAACUACAACAGCGGUCAAAAUGGAAGACGAACUGCAAGGACCUUCUGAAACCUGGGGUUGUCGUUCUUAUCAAAGAAGAUGGAGUACCUCCAUUGAAGUGGAAACUUGGUUUGGUGCAAGCUGUUCAUCCUGGAUCCGAUGGAGUUGUUCGAACCGCCACCAUCAAGACUGCAUCAACGGUUAUCAAGAGACCAGCGGUAAAGCUUUGUGUUUUACCCAGAUGCGAAUAA
Anthonomus grandis grandis is the source of this 4929-nucleotide messenger RNA. RefSeq lists its product as uncharacterized. Gene Ontology annotation, molecular function: nucleic acid binding. NCBI's taxonomy places the organism in Eukaryota, Metazoa, Arthropoda, Insecta, Coleoptera, Curculionidae. The coding region runs from base 1 to 4929 and encodes 1642 amino acids. Gene Ontology annotation, biological process: DNA integration. The record is from RefSeq and is a predicted model, not a curated record. The transcript has 3 exons.